AUGUUUAUUAUUAUCUCACAAGUUCUUUACAUCUGGCUUGCUGUUGUGUCGGCUCAGAUUAAGAACUCGCUAGAAGAGAUUCAAGUUGUUAACGUCACUCUACCACAUGGCGGUGGUCUUGGGGGACUUCGGUGGCGAAUUAACGGAGAUAAGAAUGUUGAUGCGUACCUCGGUAUUCCAUUUGCAGAGCCACCAAUUGGUGACCUUCGUUUUGCACCUCCACAACCUAUAAGUCCGUGGAAAGGGACUCGCAAUGCGACGACUAGGUGCAACGCCUGUUUACAGUACCAUUUCGGUUCCUUUGAUAAUGCCAACCCGGCGGCUAAGAUAUGGGUUAAUAAUACAGAAAUGAGUGAAGAUUGCCUAUAUUUGAAUGUAUGGACACCAAGUAGCACUUCAGGUGGUCCCAAAGCCGUGAUGGUGUGGAUUUUCGGUGGAGGAUUUUUCAGCGGAUCACCCAACCUUGAUGUUUACGAUGGAAGAUUCCUGGCAGCAAUGGAAGAUGUGGUGGUUGUUUCAAUGAAUUAUCGACUUGGUCCAUUUGGUUUCCUCUAUCUCAAGUCUCACGUGGAGGGAAACAUGGGACUCAAGGACCAACAACUUGCCCUCAAAUGGGUGAAGGACAAUAUCGUAGCAUUCAAUGGCGAUCCGGAUCGAAUUACAGUAUUUGGAGAAUCCGCAGGUGCUGUUAGUACUAGUCUUCAAUAUCUCAAUCCCACUUCACGGACAUAUUUCAAACGACUUAUCCUUCAAAGUGCAAGCCCUCUUAAUAGGUGGGCUAUUUCGACUGCCGAUGACGCGCAUGAAACUGGAAUCGCGGUGCGUACUGAUAAUGUUAUUAGAAUGGUUUGA
This is a messenger RNA of Rodentolepis nana, 852 nucleotides long. The record is from the annotation of a GenBank genome assembly. Lineage: Eukaryota; Metazoa; Platyhelminthes; Cestoda; Cyclophyllidea; Hymenolepididae.